Messenger RNA from Lymnaea stagnalis (great pond snail), 1741 nucleotides. NCBI's taxonomy places the organism in Eukaryota, Metazoa, Mollusca, Gastropoda, Lymnaeidae. The record is from the annotation of a GenBank genome assembly.
GUCAAUGCUGAUCAUAAAAGGCUAAAAAGAAAAUACAGCAGUGCUGCUGAAGAAGAUCACAGAGGUGGAGCUCCAUCUGAACCUUUUGGUAUGAUUGAACAAUUUUAGUUAUUAUUUGUGUUGGUUUGUAGCCCCACUCCUCUGAGCAAAGUAACUAUUACUUUUUAAAUUUCAAACUUUGACAUCUUCGUCUGCUGACAAAUUCUUUUAUGCAAUUCUCACAGUUUUUUCCCUCCAAAGUCAUGUUUUAAAUUAUCUUACGCUCUUCCUCCUGUGUCAAUAAACAGGGUUUUUUAUUAAACUAGGGUGUCAAUAAACAAGGGUAUUAAUAAACAUGGGUGUCAGUAGUGAUAGUGACCCUUGUUCAUGAAGUAUGAUAAAAUAUUAGACGUCAUCAUUGACUUAAAAGCUACCAGUAGCCAAUGAAAAGUUGAAUAAACUGGUAUUGGGCAUAUACAUUAGGCGAUAACUUAUAGCAAGUUAAAGAUAAAUUAGAUGCAUAGAUUUUUUUUCUCUGAAAAAUCCUACUGCUUUUCAUACUAAUUUAUAGUAAGCUCUCUAGGUCAUGUUUUAGAUUCAGCAGAUUGUAAUAAGUAAAAAAAAAAUAUGUUAGGUUAAAGUUAAAUACAAUAAACCGUUUUAUUGAAUAUUCUUUUUAUUUUCAUGUUGAAUAACCUUUAAAAUGUUUGUAAUGUUUCUAAAUAUUGUAUUUUAUAGUGUUUGAUAGUUUUAUGAAGUCACAUACUUUGUGUGGUGUUGAAGUUUUAUUAUCCAUUAUCCAUACAUGUAAAAAAAAAAAAAUCAAGUAAGUGAAUUUUUUUCACGUUAUCAAGAAACUUGUAAAGCAACCUCUUGCUGACUUCCUUAUUUUUAACAAAAAAAUGUUAAGCUUAAAAAUAUUUAAGAGUAAUAGCUUAAAAUUUUUUUAAAGUAACUUUUCCAGUGUGCUUACUUUUUUCAGUUGAAUCACAGCAGAGAGAAUGCAGAGCUGAAGCACAUAAUAAGGAUUUCAUCUUCGAAGAGGUCAAAGCAAAACGCCCCAAGCUGAAUACAAAACCACCGCAGAAUCUUUCAGAAACGAACGUUGACUUAAGAAAUGUUGACAAACUAAUGGAAAAGACAAGGAGCGAUGCAUCUACACUUCAUGAGCAAUCAUUCGCACCUUUGAAAACAAAAAACUUAAAUAGCUCCACAGAAUCCAUAGUUAGUGUUGCUGUUGAUAAAAAAAUUAUGAAUUCUUCUCUGAAUUUAAAGGCAGUUAUGAGAGCGCCAGGUAAAAAAGCAUGUUUCAAGCGAAUGAGAACCUUACAAAAAAAUAUUAGAAUAGCUUGCAAGGAGACUUACUUGUCUGCCUUCGAACAAGAGCAAGAUCCACAGUUGAAACAGCUGCGUCAACUCGCAAACAGAUUAGUGAACCUGGAAAAUGAAGGCUUCAAGCCUUUUGAAAUUAUUGAGAAGAUUGCAAAAAUGGAAAAAGUACCAAUACAUUGGAAGAAGACCGGCUGUACUCAAACAGGAUUAUAUUCAGGAGGUAUCUGUUUAGCUUCAGUCAACUGCACAGGCAAAGCAGCCCGUGUUAAAGUCAUGUGUAUGGCCCUUGAAAAACUUUUGCUGCCUAACUUUUAUAUUACACAAAUUAGCCCCGACCAAUUUGACUUCCAUUCUUCUGGUGAAAUGGCUCUAAUUUGCAGAAAUGAUACUUCUCUAAUACAGCCAUCAAAAUGCAAAACCAAUUAUAGCC